ACGGCAAAUAAACGACCUCUAAUUCCAUUCACGCUACACCACAUACAUAUACAUAUAAAUAUAUAUAUAUAUAUAUAUAUAUAGCCACACCCAAAUACACCUUCACUACAUAUUUACACAUAUAUAUACACAACUCCAAUUCCUUGUGUUUCACCAAAACCCAUAUAAUAGUAACAUGGCUUCAUCGUCCAAGAGCCGAAGUACUACUAGAACUUCUCGGUCGUCGUCUUCGUCGCCGGCGUCGACGGCGGAGGCGGCGUCGUGGUACUGCGCCGUCGUGCUGUUGGCGCUAAUCCUGCUGGCUUCCGUGAGAGAGACGUCUCUCUCCGAGCUGGACGAGCCCUUUAGAGGAAACCGGCUGCUGGACCGGCCCUGCGACGAGAUCUACAUCGUCGGAGAAGGCGAGACUCUCCACACCAUCAGCGACAAGUGCGGCGACCCGUUUAUCGUCGAGCGGAACCCGCAUAUCCACGACCCGGAUGACGUUUUCCCCGGUUUGGUCAUCAAGAUUACUCCUUCCAAGCGUUGAUCCGAACUCUUCUUGAUCAUCAUGAUCAUCAUCCUCAUCAUAAAUCUUCUUAUAUAGCUGCUUUGUAUUUUGUAUCAUAAUAUACACACAGAAAGGUGAUAUUCUUGUCACUUUCUUUAUUCCUCUCUCUCUCGCUUUCUCCUUUAAUUUCUUUUUCAUUUCAAAGAAAUUUGUAUGUAAGAAGAAGAGAGACAGAAACUGUGCUUUGUAUGCCUGACUGGUCUUGGAAAAGAGAGGGUUCUUUCAAGUCCCCCAGUCCAAGAAAUUGUAUAAACACGAUGAAUUUUCUCAAAGAAAAUCAGUAACUCUUUGAAUUU
Messenger RNA from Morus notabilis, 846 nucleotides. RefSeq lists its product as uncharacterized. Bases 176 to 529 code for a protein of 117 amino acids. The record is from RefSeq and is a predicted model, not a curated record. Lineage: Eukaryota; Viridiplantae; Streptophyta; Magnoliopsida; Rosales; Moraceae. The transcript has a single exon.